AUGGUACAAUCUUUCGAUCCGGCCAAUACGUUCUUCUAUAUAUUGUUAGGAAUAUUAGCAGGUUUAAUAUCACUGUAUUACGCUCGCAUGUUUACCGGAAUAGAACAUGCCGUAUCAUCCAUUAAAAACAAUCACGCAAAAAUCAUUUUAGGGGGGCUUCUAUUAGCCUUAUUUCUUAUUCUUUUUCCCCCUCUGUUUGGAGAGGGUUAUGACAGCAUAACAUCAUUGGCUAUGCUAGAUCCCAAUGCUCUUGUUCAAAACAGUAUACUGCAGUCGUGGAUGACCUCUGAUUGGGCUGUAUUGCUUUUUAUUGUAGCCCUAAUGCUCAUCAAAGUGCUGGCAACUGCCAUCACUAUAGGAAGUGGAGGAAGCGGAGGUAAUUUUGCUCCCUCAUUGUGUGUAGGAGCUUAUCUGGGGUAUACUUUUUCCCAUUUUAUCAAUAUGAUUGGUUGGGCUAAAAUCCCUCAAAGUAAUUUCACGUUAGUAGCGAUGGCAGGUAUAUUAAGUGGUGUAUUUUACGCCCCUCUUACUGCCAUAUUUUUGAUCGCUGAAAUUACAAGGGGGUACGAUCUUAUGAUUCCCCUUAUGAUGGUAGCUGCUAUUAGUAACGCUAUAGUGAGGUAUUUUGAGCCUCUUUCUAUGGAAAAUAAAAAGCUAGCCACGCGCAUGAACCUAUCUGUUGAGAGCAGGGAUCGUUAUUUACUCAGCAAACUUAAUCUGGAGAAUAUGAUUGAAACGAAUUUUCAAACAGUAAAACCGGAAGAUACUUUACGCGUGCUGGUAAAAGCCAUCGCAAAAUCAACACGAAAUUUAUUUCCCGUGCUCGACGAUAAUCAACAUUUGGUCGGCAUUGUACUAUUGGAUAGUGUAAAGGAAAUGAUUUUCAACCAUGAGGUAUACGACACGAUGAAAGUAAGUGAUGUAAUGACCGAUCCUCAGGUUGUUAUUACUCCUGAAGAAGACUUAGACUCUGUGCUCAUAAAAUUUGAGGAAACCAAUCAAUGGAAUUUACCGGUAAUACAAAAUCAAAAAUAUGCAGGGUUUCUUUCCAAAUCGAGUGUACUCUCAGAAUACAGGGAGGAACUUCGCCGCUCAUCUUGA
Ruditapes philippinarum (Manila clam) is the source of this 1101-nucleotide messenger RNA. Its product is annotated as voltage-gated ClC-type chloride channel ClcB-like. Gene Ontology annotation, molecular function: voltage-gated chloride channel activity. The transcript has a single exon. The coding region runs from base 1 to 1101 and encodes 366 amino acids. Gene Ontology annotation, cellular component: membrane. The record is from RefSeq and is a predicted model, not a curated record. Gene Ontology annotation, biological process: chloride transport; transmembrane transport. NCBI's taxonomy places the organism in Eukaryota, Metazoa, Mollusca, Bivalvia, Venerida, Veneridae.